AUGCCGAUCGAUCCUCGGUCCUCAAUUCGUCGACAGUGCCGUACCGCUCUGGAUUUCACUCGCUGGAGAGAUCUUUGCCACGUGAGGAAGGGACUAGAGCCGACAGAGCUGGUGGCUGACGAUAUCCAACGUUAUUUGACCAUGUCAAACGAUACCAAAGGUAUCAGAUAUGAGUGGUAAGCCGUUACCAGCAGUUACUAGGGCAUGUGGGGAGAGCCAGAAAAGGGGCAAAGGGGUAAGUAAUGCUAAAGCGAACUAGAGAGGUGACCCAUGUCAUGCGCACAAAGCUCCAAACAGUCGGAAUAUUCGAAAUGUUGGCUGUAAUAUCCAAUAUCCAACACUCAGCGGCUACAAUACUCAUCUAAAAACAACAAAAACGCUGAAAACCCACAGGGCACUCGGUAAAAUAAAUCCGGUACUGAAAGUCAUAGAGGUGGAGGGCUGCCGCGGUGGUGAGCCAUUGGUGGGUCCUAGCAGAGCAGAGCGACGACAUGUUGGCUACAGGGAGCACCUCGGCUCGGACGUUUCGGUCGCGAGUUACCUCAGGGUACAUUGAGUGAGGGAGGUGGGUAAAGGGAAAGAAAAAAAUUCUCUGCCUCCCCGUUUCAAGUGACAACACAAGGACAGUUUAUAAAACACUUGAAUCAGCCAUUCAUACAAAUUAAUCCACUACUCAUUUCUGGAUUAAUCGUCCAAAAAUUAAUGGACUCAAGUGUCAGAAUUUCUACGAGUGACGAGUUUUAGGAUUAUCGCUUGUAAUUAGCCCCAGUGAUUACAGUGAUUACCACGGGCGAGAGGAGAUUCGAUUUUCGUGUGGGGGCGAGUUCUUCUCGGCUAAUAGUUUGAGUCCCGAUUAUCAGUCGGUAUUGUGCCAUUAUUGUCGUCUUGUUCGUUUCAUCAGCGUAACCUUCUUUAUAUUUUUUUUCUUCACUCCUUCGGCUGUUUCGGUUCUAUUCUGGUCUGUGUGUUGGUUCUAGUGGUUCUAGUUGAGCCGGAGCGCGGGGAGAGCCGGGAGUGAACGGUGGGAGGAUGCUCAGCCCGGCUUAGCAUUCCAUUUUAAAAAGUUUAUCAACUCUCAUGGAAAAACAAGUGAAGAUUGACGAAUAAUUGUUGGUGUCAAAGAGUUACUGAAACAGUCAAAUUCACAUCGGUUCACUAAAUUAUAUGAGAUUAAUAUUGAAAUAUAUGUGAGUACAGGAGUGCAUUUCUGUGCGCGCGCGGAUCCUUUUAAGUAUACGUAUCUAUAUAAUAACCCGUAUAUAUGUACAAUCGAAACCAAAACGAGAAGAUAAGAGACGAAAAAAAUGAAAAUUCACGUGAAAUAACCAGAAAAACUCCAUAAUCCACAAGUAAUAAUUAAUAAUAACAGUAAUAAUAGCAACAAUAAUCCUAAUAAUAAUAAUAGAAGAGCGACGAAGAUAGAGAUUAUUCCUCAAGGAGAAUUGAUCGAGUUUGAUAUGAGGAUGGUCUGUGGAUCAGACCAGACAAGAUCAUAAAGCUAAACGAGUGCAUAAACUGGAGUUUGUUAUCAUUAUUAUUAUUUUUUUAAUCCAAUUCGUUUCUUUCGGUUAAUCCGUCUCUCCCAUUCUCCGCUCGAUCUGGCAGCUACGAGUAUAUACCGUCAGCCAAUACGUGAGGCGAUCUAUUUUAACAUUUCGUCGUUAGUGACUUGGGGAUUUUAGUGUAUAAUAUGCAUUGUGAGGUGGGUGGUGGUGGUGGAGAGGUGUAAGAAAGCGACAACGAGGCGAGAUUGUAUUUCUCAGGCGAAACACGCGCCUCCCUGUGUCAUCGCCGUCGCCAGUGGAUUCAACUGUCGUGUGCCCUUAAAAAUUGACAAUUUUCAAUCGUAAAUUUGUCUCGAAGGCAGAACAACAAACGCUGGGUGGUAUUCAAUUGAAAUUGAUAAAGUUUAUGCCUCCGGAAGUUCCAUUUAGUAAUUUGAAGGAUCUCGAUUUUUCGUGCAAUUAUUUUUUCUGAUAAAAAAAAGGAUACAUUCGCCUAGUCAUCAGUGUGCUGAGAUCGGCCAAUUUCUGCCGCUUCAAAGUCGUCUAGAUAUAGAUAUUUAAAGAGUUUCGAGUCAAUUUGGAAAUAAUUAUCUGGUACAACUAAUCGUAGAAUAAUUAGCCCAGCACUCGGCAAAGUGCAUGUGGCUUCUUGAUAGUUAUGACACGAAAAACGCCGCGAGGUGAAAAGUAAAAGUAGAGUUCUUGUCCCUGAGUACCUAAUUUCUUAUUCAGUAUUCUUAUCGUCCUUGUGCUUCUCCCCUGGGUUUAUUCCCUCGAAAGGGAGCUCAAGAGCAAGAGUAAUUCCCCUUGACUCCUUCGAAAAAGCAAAAAAUCGCCUCAAGGACUUGUAACAACGCAUAAGAAAUUACCGAUACCGGAUUCCCACCGUUGAUUGUUACAAUUUUCUUCAGUGGAAGUGGAGGAAAAACAGGAAAAAGGGAGAGUGGAGGGGCCGGGGGAGGAGGACGAGGAGGACGAAGAAGAAAAGGUGGCGAAUUAUAGGCGGCACGAGAAGAAGAGGGAACUGAACAACCAAAAAAGGGAAGAACAACAAUUUGUUGUGCGGCUCGUGUGUCAUGGGGUGUUUCGGCAGCCAGAGCAGCAAGGCCAGCCAGGAUGACAGCAAGACCCAGAAGAGGCGUUCAGACGCAAUCACGAGACAGCUACAGAAGGACAAGCAGGUCUACAGAGCAACACACAGGCUCCUACUGCUCGGGGCUGGUGAGUCUGGAAAAAGUACCAUCGUGAAGCAAAUGAGAAUAUUGCACGUCAACGGCUUCAGCGAAGCAGAGAAGCGCCAAAAAAUAGAGGAUAUUAAGAAAAACAUCAGGGAUGCCAUCUUGACGAUUACAACGGCGAUGAGCACAUUGACACCACCUGUAACACUCGAGAAUCCAGCAAAUCAGAGUAAAGUUGAUUAUGUUCUGGAUGUCUCGUCAUCUCCAGAUUUCGAUUAUCCGACGGAGUUUUAUGGAAUUGUCGAGACCCUUUGGAAAGACCGAGGUGUUCAACAGAGCUUUGAGAGGAGCAACGAGUAUCAGCUCAUUGACUGCGCCAAAUAUUUCCUAGAUAAAGUCGCCAUCGUUAAGCAGCCCGAUUACACUCCAACUGAACAGGAUAUUUUAAGGUGUCGAGUUCUCACAUCCGGUAUCUUCGAGACUCGAUUUCAAGUCGACAAAGUCAACUUUCAUAUGUUCGACGUUGGAGGCCAGAGAGAUGAAAGAAGAAAAUGGAUACAGUGUUUCAACGACGUGACUGCAAUAAUAUUUGUUACCGCUUGUAGUAGUUACAACAUGGUGCUCAGAGAAGAUCCAACAAAGUUGAGACUCCGAGAGAGUCUUGAUUUAUUCAAAAGUAUUUGGAAUAAUAGGUGGUUACGUACAAUAUCUGUAAUCUUGUUUUUAAACAAACAAGAUCUCCUAGCUGAAAAAGUUAAGGCAGGUAAGCACAAAUUGGAGGACUACUUUCCAGAAUUUUCACGAUACCAAACUCCAGUCGAACCUGGUGUUGUAACAGAUCCUUCAGAACCUCCAGAGGUUAUAAGAGCUAAAUAUUUCAUCAGAGAUGAAUUCCUUCGUAUCAGUACAGCUAGCGGAGAUGGGAAACAUUACUGCUAUCCACACUUUACAUGUGCAGUUGACACAGAAAACAUCAAGAGAGUAUUCAAUGACUGUCGUGACAUAAUUCAACGUAUGCAUCUGCGGCAAUAUGAACUCUUGUGACUUGGUAUCAACUAUUGCCUAGUAUUGUCUGUCCAAUUACUAUCAUUUCCCUUUUCUCCACUUCACGUUGGUAAAGAAAAACUUUGGUGCAUUGCCUUUAAUUUUAAAAAAAUUAAAAAAUGCCAAGUACGUGGGCAAUUAUAACUCAUCCACGAACAAGUUGAAGGAAAAAAAAUGGAGAUGAAUCGAUUAAUUUCACUGAAGAGUAAAAAGAAAUUGAUGAAUAAAUUUAGAACAUCAAACGAAGUUGUCUCCGAUGUGGAAAACUUCACCAAAUCAAAUACGCAGAAGGAACAAAUUAUGGCUUUGAUUGGUCACUUGGAAUUUUAUUUCCCCGCGAUAGGCCGGGAUUGUUCAAAUUCUUAACAUCAUCCUUCUCCCUUCCUCCCUACCUAGCCCCCAUCACCAAAUAUCAAUUUUAUUAUAUUUACACAAUUCUUUCCAAUGUCACUCGACGCACUGUGAUCCGUUACCUCGAAUCUUGUUUUUUUUCUUCCUUUUUGUUUUAAAUUUCAUUGUCUAUAAGAUUUGAUGAUACUGAUGAAAAGUCACAGGAAUCUCCUUGAAUGUUACGCGAAUAGAGUCUCACAAUCCGUCAGGUAAUCUCUUCCUCGAAGAAGCACACGAAUCUCUUGAACUGUUGUAAAAUCGUGAAGUGUCUUGUUUUACGAAUUUCUAUUGUUUAUCACGCAUGUCCAACAGCACCAAACUACUACAUCCCUACUGUUAAACUACAAAAAAAAAGUGUUUUUUCUUUUUUCUUAAUUUUGUGAGAUUUUACAGUAUUUCGAGGGAGCUUUGUUUUUAAUUAUACAAUUUAUGUAUGUAUUAACUAUGUACAGAGGGCGUCAAUCUGAUUCGAACUUGUUUUUAAAUAAUUUAUUUAUCAUUUAGUAAAUAAA
This is a messenger RNA of Diachasma alloeum, 4629 nucleotides long. It is a transcript of the gene Galphas, whose product is annotated as guanine nucleotide-binding protein G(s) subunit alpha. Gene Ontology annotation, biological process: adenylate cyclase-activating dopamine receptor signaling pathway; sensory perception of chemical stimulus. Gene Ontology annotation, cellular component: heterotrimeric G-protein complex. Gene Ontology annotation, molecular function: GTPase activity; GTP binding; G-protein beta/gamma-subunit complex binding. The coding region runs from base 2582 to 3727 and encodes 381 amino acids. Lineage: Eukaryota; Metazoa; Arthropoda; Insecta; Hymenoptera; Braconidae. The transcript has 11 exons. The record is from RefSeq and is a predicted model, not a curated record.